CUGCUGGGGACUGAAAGGGGCUGUCCUCUUAUAAAAUGCAGUCCAAUCAGCUGAGAGUCAAAAUCAGCAAGGGAGAGUCUGCUGUGAGUGAGAGGAUCAACCCAGGUGUUCAUCAUUGCUGUGGACAAACCUGUGAGGUGUUAGGCUCUAGGUGGACUAUACAAAUAACAGAAGCAAACACCUACACCUUUAUUUUGGAAGCUGUUGUGGUGUCCCAGGGAGAGCUCCAAGAGGAACAUAUCUACUCUGAGCAGAACACUAGGGGGUAGAAAAAGCUCCUGAAGCGACACAGACACAGGUUUGAAGCGAUGCAAUAAAGCACCAGCGGUGUGCCAGCCUUGGAACAUGUAUCCUGUUGCUUACUUGCCCUCACAAGGGGACCAGUCCCAAGUCUUUGCCUACACCUACACGCCUGGCUCCAUGGUGUUGCCUCCCACCCAGAUGCACAACUUUAAUAGGCAGCCCCUAGCCUCCCUGGCAAGGUACCCGCAGAGGGCCCCUCAGUUCUUCAUUCUGAGCCCCUAUUACCCCUUCCUGUAUCCAGUGUGGCCCUUGGGGCACAUGAACCCUAUUCCCUACUACCCGACCCCAGGGAGUGGUGGGUUGCACAGCCAGUCAAGUCCAGGAUUGGUAGAACAAUCACAGGAGUCGUGGUCUGAAGGAAGUUUCUUUCGGGGGGAACUUCGAUGGGGGAGGAUAACCCGUGUCUGGAGUCCAAACAGGGAGCUGCCAGACUUUGUCCGGGAUGACCUGCUCCGUAUGUAUGGUACUUACCCUUUUACAGAAGUGUCCAUCACUUAUACCGAUGGGGUGUUCAUAGUACAAGGCAAGCCCUUUGUGGGACAACAAGAAUACCGGGUGGAGAGGAGAAGGGUUCGGGGUGCGCCUGUCCCCGCCAAUAGUGAGGCUGAGGCAGAAGCCAGCAGAAGUGAUGAGGAGGCUGAAGAAAACAAAGGAAACCAGAGCUGAGGGUCAUGGACCAUCAGUGACUUCUAAGAUUUUGAAAAUGGAUAAACGUUAACAGAAGAGAAAUCCGAGGAUCGUUCCAGGGAGCCCUUCAGGAGCGAGAUUAUUUGUGUCUUUAUGUACUUGCUGAGAUCUUAUCACCUUUCUUGCUCCAUCGAUGUGUGUCUGGUUAUACCCCACUAUCUAGGAAGGUUCUCCAGUCUCCUGGGAACCAGGAGAAGAAAGGGAGGAGAACAUUAAAGAUGCUUAGACUCUUCGCCUUUUAAAGGAACCCAAGUCCCACCUAUACCCAAGCUAUACCUCUUCCUGUAUUCUCCUCCCCACCCUUUGAGUCUCAGCUGUUUUUAUUGGCUAUCUCAGUCUUAGAUUUUAGGUGAAGUUGAGCCUCUGUUGAGAAGAGGAGGACCCCUCCUGAGACCUGAUCUUAUGGUAGGGUCAGCUGUAGCCCCCUCCUCUCCCAUCCCCACCAUCCCUGUGGAAGUGCUUCCCAUUAUGUUUUAUAAACGUUUCUUAUAUGGCUCAUGUAACUAAAAGUGAAUUAAAGGGAUUUUUUCUCACUGGUUUUCUC
Monodelphis domestica (gray short-tailed opossum) is the source of this 1534-nucleotide messenger RNA. The record is from RefSeq and is a predicted model, not a curated record. Lineage: Eukaryota; Metazoa; Chordata; Mammalia; Didelphimorphia; Didelphidae.